AUGAGUGGGAUAAAAACACCCGGAGGCAACGCUUCAAGAUCCUUUGACGACCCAUGGGACGGCCCGUCAAAAAUAGUUAUUGGGAUCGAUAUUGGAUCGACACAAAGUGGGGUUGCCUUUGCGUUUCUACAACAAGGAGCAAAGCAAUCUAUUCACCGAGUAACUCAAUGGCCUGGGCAAGAGUCCCAAAAUCUUCACGGCAAGGUUCCUACCAUACUUUGGUAUGACCCGACGCAGAAGGCGGUAUCUUUUGGCGCCGAAGCACUGACUGCCCAGGCCGAAGAGGAUGCGGAAGAUGGCCAAUGGAAAUUAGCGAAGUACUUCAAGCUCCACUUGCAUCCCCCUCACCUCACUGCGCAGCAUGGACUUGACCUCGAACCACUACCUUUCAAUGUACCACUCAGCCAGAUUUAUUCCGAUUUUUUGGGUUAUUUACUUCAACACACACAAUCUUAUUUUGAAGACCAUAUCAUUGACGGUAAACGGAUCUGGCAACAAUAUAAACCAAGCAUGGAGGUCGUUCUUGCGCAUCCUAACGGAUGGGGUAUCCGCGAACAAGCAUUUUUACGCUUAGCGGCGGUCAAGGCAGGAUUCACUAAUGCAAGCGAUGCUCCGUCGCGGGUCCAUUUUGUCAACGAAGCGGAGGCAUCCGUCCAUUUCUGUACACUUUAUUCGGACAUCGGGAGUCAACUCAAGGCACGUCCUGGAACAACCUUCGCAGUAUGUGAUGCAGGAGGAUCGACAGUUGAUACAACGGUAUACUCGGUCAAGAGCUUGAAUCCGAUCCGACUGGAAGAAACUCGGGCCUCAGACUGUGUACAAGCAGGCGCUCUUUUUAUUGACCAAUCAGCAGAAAAGUAUCUGCGCAAAGUACUUCAUGAAGCUGGACUGGCACAAGAGGACGUUGACGAAUAUGCUACCAAAGGAACUAAAGACUUCGAACUGCAUUCGAAACGUGCAUUCAAAGAUGUGACCACCGAUCAAAGUAUUGAAAUAGCUGGGACCCGAUUUAAUAACACGGCUAUCCGGGCACGGCGCGGGCGAAUGACAUUACCUGGAUCGGAGGUAAAAAUAUUUUUUGACUUCUGCACGAAUCAGAUUCUGGAGAGCGUUAAUUCUCAACUACAAGGAAGUUCCGUGUCUCAUAUACUAUUGGUGGGCGGUUUUGGCGAAAGUCCGUUCCUCCGCGAACAAUUGAAACAGCGUUUUGGACCGAUGGGAUGCGAUGUCACGAUCACUAGCGAGCGGACAUCUAAAGCCGUUGCAGAUGGUACCAUUAUAUGGUAUUCAUCGAACAACGUAGUAAAAAGGACUCCUUGGUACUCAUACGGGAUCGAAAUUCUCAUUCCUCACAAGCCUCAAGCCAAAGAUCACAAGAGACGCCAAGUUGUUCAAUGGCCCACAGGCUCCUUUGUGAAGGGUGGCUGGUCCCAAAUUGUUCCAGGAGGUGUCCCGGUUGAUUGUGACUCUAUUAGUCGUCGCCCCUACUACCGCGAAUAUACAACGCCAAAUCCACAGCUCAGCAAUUUUGCCGAGGACAUAUGGUGCUACAAUCUCAAAGGAGUUCCCCAAUGGAUGCGUUUCAAGCCAGUUAGCGUGCUCGGUAAACGCGAAUCUGAGCCAUAUGCGGGGAGCCUUGCAGGCGCAUACAUCACCGAAAGGCACGCGCUACUGGAGUUUGAGCUUCAAUGGUAUGACUCGCACUGGCCCAGCUCAACUCAUUUCGACCACGGGCCCUGCGUAAAAGCACCAAGUGAUGCCCCUGUUGACUACAAGCCAAACCUCGCGAAGGAAGAUACAAUCCAAAACUGUCUGGAAUCUAUACUUGCACUCAGAAGAGAAGCCGUAGGAGACGAACGACUCAAGUCAACCAUGGAGGCCCUGCGACAUCUUUCGGGAUCCUUGGACGAAACUGAGACCGAGUUACAAUCGCUACGAUCGCAAUUAGAACAAACUCAGCUGGAAUACUCGUCCCUCCGUUCCGAGCUUCAGCUCAAUGAUAAUACGGAACAAAGCAAACUUGUCCAAUCACUCAGCGAUCUUAACCGGGCGGUUGAUGACUUCGGGAGAUCGGUCGCAGAACAUGUAGUCGACAAUUACAAAACAGACCGUUUCGACGAAGAAGACCCUACUACGCUCAAUGCACUAGAUUUUCUUGGAUUACAACGUCAGUUUGGGCAUCAAGGGGGAAAGUCAUCACUGGUUGCUUCGUCCAAAGGAGAAGGGCUGCCUAUCGAAGAUUUCAUCGAUUUAGCUCUGCGAGGAUUUGUGUGCCAAAAGCUUUGCAAAAAUGUGUUUAAUCCCUUCCACCCCACACUUACAGCUGGCGCUGAGCAUGAUUUCAUGGCUUCUCUAUACGAGGAGGUUCGACGUCAAGCUUCUCCAAUCGUCGCUUCUAAGUGGCGAGCAAAUUCAUUUAUGGCUUUAUCCAAAGGAAAUAAACUCGAUCAGUCGAUGAUAGAAAGCCAAGUCGAGAGCCUCCUGGCAGGAGACAUCCAGCAACUGGUAAACAACUUAUUCGGACACAGUGGUGUUGUUACUAUCACCGACGGUCAGCGAUCUCAACUCCGAAAUAUUGUAACUUCUGCAUGGGAGUUGAACUAUGUAUUGAAGGGGGAAGCUGUUACUUUGGGCGACUUUCAACCCCUAUACGUCAAGAGUGGAACGCCAUUCGAUUCAAAGGCCAUGGUUGAGUUUGAGGCCGACAAGAAGAAAAAGCCCGGUGAUGUGGCGAUAUACACGAUUCGGCUAGGUCUUACCUUGUCUCAUUCCAAAGGGGCAAGGCAGGAUGCCAAGCCAGUGGUUAUAUGCCCGGCUACAGUAGUCACCCCAAGAAUAUUUAUUAUCACGUGGGAUGAGCCACUUUAUCCACCCAAUCUUCCACCCUUCACCUCAAUCCGGGCGACAAUGACGGCUACCAACCCGGAAGGUCAAAAAAAUCAGAAGAAUACUCGAGGAAACUCACGUGCAUCAGCCAAGUCAGGCACACCCAACAAUCGUCCAAAUGCGAGUUCAAAGCAAACAAACGGGAGAACGAGUGGCACAGUAGCGGCCCAGGAUGCAGCCGCUACACCCGUCAAUUCAGUCAAAUUCAAAGACAGGAUACCUCAUGUACCGAUACUAAUACUUGGCGUACAGGGGUGUGGAAAAUCUACAUUUAUAAACGCCGCUCUCGCUCAGCCCCUUAGAGAGAUUUCUAAUGGGCUUGAGCUUGCUACCAAGGAAUUUCACUACGAUACUCUGAGCUCUCCCAAGACUAAUUUCAUACUCGUUGACUCUCCCGGAUUCGACAACAUGUCGAUAAGUGACGGAGAAAUUAUGACUAAAUUAAUCCAUUUUUUAUGCUGUGGUAAGGCUCCUGCAAAAAUGGCAGGGGUUAUUUAUCUCCAUACACAAGAGUCUCGUUUGGGUAGUGGUGUCCUUAGAAGAAACUUGUCGCUUAUAAAGGCGCUACUUGGCGAAUCCUUUCUGGAAAGACUAACCAUACUCAUCGUUCCUCGCCCAGGAGAAGAGGUCAAUGAAAAGGAAAUUAUUCGCCCCCUUUUGGAUACAAGGUCCCCCUUCCGUAAUUUGUGCGAUCUGGGUGCUCAAGUUAAGGUUUCGAGCUUGAAAACAGAACCCAUACGCAACUUGCUUCUUCCGUAUGCCGAAAAACCCCCGCUCCUGAUGAGCGUUCAAAGCGAACUGUGUGGAUCGGGCCGCAUUCCGAACGAGGGUGAUAUCAACCUCUAUCUUGUUAAGUGCGCGCGGGCUAGAGAGGGCGGGCCGGCCUUGACUAGAUCGAGAGUCGCUACUCAGAGCAUAUCUCAAAUCCAGAACCAUGUAUCUUCUCCCGCCCGGCAAGGCUCCGAAGAUGUCAAAAAGCUAGAACUCCAGUUAGCCGAGUCCAAGAAACAGAUGGAGGACUCUCAUUCCCAAUUGCAGCAGCAUCUCAGCCAAUAUACAGCUCUGUGUUCCCAGCUGCAGAUCCACGAAAACAUCGAACAGAGCGAAAUAGUGCAAAAUCUUGUCGAUAUCAACCGUCGUAUUGAGGACCUAGCACUCUCUCUGUCGCAAUAUCUUGUGGAUACUUAUGGGGGACAUGACAAGGUUACAACAGAAUAUGCAGCCCAAUUAUCCAAGCUGAAAGAGAUGUUUGAGCAUGACGAACGAAAGGGAUCACUUGUUCAGUCGUCCAAAGGGGUGGGUAUGCUAUUGGAAGACUUUCUCGACGUAGCUGUCCGAUCUAUUUUAUGCGAACAACUCUAUAAGCGCAUAUUUGUCCCCUUCCACCCAGCUAUCCCGGCAUCCGAUCCCAAAAAUCAUUAUACAAGAAAGCUGUACGAGCGCAUCAAAGAGAAAGAAACUCAAGCCACGCUUGGUCGCUGGCGCACAGCUUCGUUUGCUGCAAUAUCCGGCGUGAUCGGGGAGCCGGAGUUGUCCCGUCUCAAGGCUCAAGCUGGGCUCGAUAUUCUCAAUGAUAAUUUGAUGCCCAUGCUGGGACACUUGUUUGGCUCAGGCAAGAGUAUUAAAUUGUCAGGGGCCCACAAGGAAAGUUUAGCAGAACUUGUCACUCAAGCAUGGGAUUGCCAUCAUGUUGGAUCGUACCCCUUCCGAAGAGAUCUCAACAAAAAUAAACAUAGAGAAGACAGGUCAUUGUCGGAUUCGUCCGGUUCGUCUGGCUCAACCCCGAAACCUGGGGCAACCGGCAUCCGGGAGGUGGUUACGUCGCGUGAAGUUCUAAUCGGCGAGCAGUCCAAGCCUCGAGUGCCCGAAGUUGUCCGUAUACUUAUUGUGGGACCAUCCGGCUCUGGAAAGACAUCGAUAAUCGAAACCUCCUGUUAUAGUACCAAGGAAUCUCUAGAUAACAUUAGGUAUAUCGCAACCAAGCGCAUCCGAAUCGUUAAACUACGCAUGGAUGACCAACCCUUCGAGCUUAUUGACACCCCGGGCUUCGAUGGCGUCAACAUGAGUGAUGCCGAGGCUUUUGGCGAAAUAUCCGACUAUCUCUUGAAUAACGAGCAGGCUCGGACUGGUAUAACAGGAAUUAUAUACGUCCACCGCGCUGGAAAUGCCGUCCACAGCAGAUCCCUUUUACGAAACUUUCGAGUAUUGAAAAAUAUCUUUCUCGGAAAUACUGGGAUAGCUCGUCUCACGUUUUUGGCGAUACAAACCAAUGGUCAAGACAUUGGAAAUGGGGACUUUCUGGUUUCUCCUGGCUCGGUGUUUGGUACUGCCUUUUCUGACGGCGCUAAAUUUAUGCAACACCCCAACCAAACCGGCUUCGUUAAGCUUAUUAGGCAUUAUGCUUCACAAGAGCCAAUUAUACUCCCGAUCCAGCUCGAUAAAUCAUAUAAAGUCUAUAACACGUUCCUAAACCGGGUUGAGAAAGAACUGGGAUAUUACGAGUAUAGCUCAGCUCAGUCUCUCCUGGACGAUCAAGAACGACAACUUCGGGAAUUUUACGAAAAUCAAUUAUCCAACCAACGCGAAUCUGAAAUAAAACUCCGUCAGCAAUUACAACAGUCACAACUCGAGUACUCUUCCCUUCGCUCGCAGCUUCAACUUCAAGAGAACGUCGAACAGAGUCAAGUAGUCCAAGCCCUGAAAGACAUUAAUCGCAUGAUAGAUGACUUCGGGAGAUCAGUGUCAGCCUAUCUCACAGAUGGAUAUGUGCAGCGAAUUUUCGGUAAAGAUCCUGCUCAAGUUACUUCUCUCCGUUCCCGCGAUAUGUCCACUCUUAGAACACUAUUUCCUCAUCGAGAGGGGCGUUCAAGUCUGAUUGCAUCUUCAACUAAGAGAGGUAUCCAGAUCGAAGGAUUCCUUGAUUAUUCGAUUCGUCACUUUCUCUGUCGCUUCCUUUGCUUGAGAAUAUUCCAACCUUUUCACCCCGAAAUUGAUCCGUCUCUCAGCAAAUUGUUACUUACUAGCUACGACAACAUACGCAAGCGAGAAUCCCAGGCAAUUGCUGGUAAAUGGCGCUCGGAAACCUUCAAAAGCCUUCACCAAUAUGAUAAUCACCGAACGGCUGAACAGCUCGAAAGCCACCUCGUUCUCUUGCUAGAUAAUCGACUGCGGCCGUUGAUCGAAGGUGUCUUCGGCAGAGAAAUUUCCUUAAGAGAUGAACAUAUUGCGAAUCUGCGGUCUUUGAUCAAGGAGGCUUGGGAUUGGAACGCGGCCUUGAAAAGUGGUGUCAUUAUGCUUGGAGAUUUCGUCCUUACCUACUUUUCUCGCGGUCGGUUCGACUCCAAAAUAAUGGAGGAAUUCGAAGCAAUUUCUCCGGAUCACACGCCAAAGAGUGUUUUAGCGACAAUUGCGCUGGGACUCGUCUGUGAAAAAGCAGUGGGUGGAGAUAGUCCCAUAGAUGAAGUGGUCGUCUGCAAGGCGGUGGUUGCCACAGAGAAUAUCUUUGACUGA
This is a messenger RNA of Rhizoctonia solani, 6396 nucleotides long. Its product is annotated as 50S ribosome-binding GTPase. NCBI's taxonomy places the organism in Eukaryota, Fungi, Basidiomycota, Agaricomycetes, Cantharellales, Ceratobasidiaceae. The transcript has 26 exons. The record is from RefSeq and is a predicted model, not a curated record. The coding region runs from base 1 to 6396 and encodes 2131 amino acids. Gene Ontology annotation, molecular function: GTP binding.